AUGGGCCUGCUACCAGUGCAAAAGGAUUGCCGCUAUCCAUCGACAGCCCAAAAGCCUGGCCCGAAACUUGGGAGCUUCCAUAAGCGCAAGGCCAGAUCUUCUCGUCAUCGACACAACGACCCGAAUAUACCCGUUCCGCAGCUUCCCAAAAGACGUUCAGACGAUGAUUCCGGUAAAGGUUUGGACGCCGAAGAUGUUCCUUUACAACAUCUUCUAGCACACAAAGCAAAGUCCAAUAGUAUAUCAAGCUGGAUAUUACAUCAUUUCCACGAGAAACAGGCUUACUAUGAGGACACCGAGGACAGUCGUAAGAGUUCCUGCUCUCCUCAGGCACACUUCUUCCCAACCCCGCCAAAGACAAUACAGCAUGACAAUACCACGCAUGUUUGCGCAGCGUUGGAAAUAUGUGAGGAUGAGUUUCUUCAAUUAAUAGACUUAUACUUCUCCGAUCUCACUUCAGUUUCACUAUUCCACCGACCAAGCUUUCAAUUGCGCAUCAAUAGCGAGCUUGACCCUGAACAAGCCACUGCUUUACUUGCUUCUAUGUUCUCACUGUCUGCUAAGCAUCUAUGUAAUGACAGAGAUGACACUCGAAAAGAGGUGCUAAAUCCAUCCAAGUUCUACGAAAUCGCGUCGAAUUUGGUUCACAAGCAGUUGCGAAAUUGUGGUGACAAAUCACCUCCAUUAUUCCUCCUUCAGGCUUUCAUUAUGACAACAUACUACGAACUGGUCAGUGGUGUUCGCGGAGUCGCAUGGCGGUCACUGGGAGCGGUGAUUAGAAUUGCAUACGAACUUCGACUUCAUCUCGUCGAUCUACCUCUGAAACUGUCUUCCACCAAAACUGAUAUGGAUCCUGUAGAGGUAUGGAUGGCUAAAGAAGAAAGACGGAGAGCGUGGUGGACUAUUUGGGAAUUUGAAGUUUUCGCGACUACCAUACGCAAGUGCCCACUCGGCAUGGACCCAGAACAACAUGCCACGCUUUUGCCUGUUGACGACAAAUUCUGGUUCAAUGGCGAGAAAAAGCCAAGUUGCUUCUUUGAGAAAGAUCCGGUACUUCGAUGGAAAGAACUGAAAAAUAGCGACAAUGAAAGUGGCAGAGCCUGGUUCAUAGUCAUCAAUUCUUUCAUGCGAGACGCGCACUCUCUAUCGAAUGCAUCCGUCCCUGUUGAAUCUUCUAGCGAUGAGGAUACUGGAUCUUACGGGGACAACUGCGUCUCUUGCUUUACGCUGUCGUUACCUCAAGAGCUUCGUUAUCGUUCAGAGCAUUUAUUUUCUUCCCCAUCAGGUCAGGAUCAAAUGUAUGCGCGACGGAGAGACAGCGAAAAGCAGACGAUCCAUGCAAUGAUUCAACUUGCCAAGAUAAUGAUACUUCACAAAGAUUGCUUCCGUAACGACUACCGAGCAGCCGAGAGAGAGGACGACACGAACGUAUUCAGUAACACCGCAUCCUCGCCAUGGCCAGGCGAAUCCAGCUCACAUCCAAACUCUGUAUGGUCAAGGUACCUUGAUGCCGCAGAUAAUGUCGUUAGUAUCGUCCGGAACGCGUCGAUCGACCACAUUCGCUAUGGAGACCCUCUCUUAGUAAAUACUUUCUGGAUAAUAGCUGCGAUACAGCUUGUACAAAGAACAUUUGCGAAAACAAAAUCUGAGAAAGUCAUGGCGCAGUCCAGCUUUGAUUUGCUGCGCCUGACGUUGAUACAACAUGAGCAAUAUUGGAAUACCUCACCUGUACUUUUACAGAACCUGGACAAGCUACAAAGUACUCUGAGUAGCAUAAGGGCUCAUGUUGUCUCAAGGUCUUCUGCCAUGAAUCAGCCUAGUGCAGCUCCUCACUCACCAGAAGAGUCUACUCCUCAUGUCCAUGGUGAUACCAGUUUGAAGAAUAAUGGUUCCCCAGUUUGUAAAGAUCUGGAAGAAAGUGAGCAGAACAAUGCAACGGACUGUGUGCAACAGAUUGACAUGACCUCUUGUGAGGGCACUUUCUCACUUGAUAGCGGCGAUUAUGUUUGUGAUGCAAGCCUUGAUGGCUCAAAUCUGGACUUUGCCUUGGAUUUGCCAAUUGAUACCAUUUUUUCCGAGAUUUGGCAGAAUUCACAGCAGAAUGACCUAUGUACUGUUGAUGACAUUCUGGGGCCUUAUAUAUAUCCCGACAACUUGCUAUAA
Molecule: messenger RNA, 2163 nt
Organism: Trichoderma breve
Lineage: Eukaryota; Fungi; Ascomycota; Sordariomycetes; Hypocreales; Hypocreaceae
Product: fungal specific transcription factor domain-containing protein
Exons: 6
Coding region: 1-2163 (720 amino acids)
Biological process (GO): DNA-templated transcription
Cellular component (GO): nucleus
Molecular function (GO): DNA binding; zinc ion binding
Source: RefSeq, a predicted model, not a curated record